AUGAACGAAGUAGUGAUUUUGGCCAGCGCCGCCAUAGAAAUUAUUAAUGAGAGUUAUAAUUUGACGACCAACCACCGACAGAACGAGGAAACUUGGCUUAAUGGUAAUAUACUUGAUACAGAACUUACCGACCAGUACAUUAUUUAUCGAUGUGAUCGUAAUAAUUUGACUAGCCAGUAUCUGCAUGGUGGCGGCGUUUUGAUUGGAAUAAAAAAGGGCAUUAAGAGUAGCACAGUGUACGUUCAUGGAGCUGACCGUCUUGAGCAGAUAGCAGUCCGUGUCACAUGCGAGAGCACUACUUUUGUCAUUUGUGCUAUUUAUUUACCGCCGAAUACUGAUCUUUCUCUAUAUGAGCAACAUGUCUUUUGUGUGAAUGAGCUUUACAAUAAAUUUGGAGACCGUGAUAGGGUUGUAGUCUUAGGCGACUAUAAUUUAUCUUUGUUACGCUGGAGCUUGGAUGAGGAAGUUGGGUGUUUACUGCCGAACAAUGCGUCUUCAGAGCAUGAACAUUUAUUAGUGGCAACUAUGAUUGCCUCCGGUUUACAACAGAUUAACUUUUUAACGAACCUGCAUGGAAAACUGCUAGACUUAGCAUUUGUUAGCGAAAUUCUAGCACCACCAUUGCCACUAAUGAAACUAGAUCACCACCAUUUUCCUUUCAUUUUAAAAAUUGAAGUUCCUCAAUGCGUGCACAUGAUUGACGAUGCAGAAAUAUUCUACGAUUUCAAUCGGUGCAAUUUUCGUGAGUUAAGUGCUGAAAUUAUACGAAUUAACUGGGUUGAGAUACUGGCGCUUGGCACUUUGGAUGAAGCAAUAGAGAAAUUCUAUUAUGAAUUAGAUGCAAUUUUUCGAUAUCUCGUGCCUAGAAGAAAACGCAGAUGUCAAUCUAAUAACAAUCAACCUUGGUGGAAUGGAGAGCUGCGUAACCUCAGGAAUCGUCUAAGGAAAGCUCGCAAACGAUUUUUCCGGACAAAAAAUCUAGAUGAUAAAUUGCUCGUUCGUGAUUUGGAACACCAAUUUGAAUUAUUGAACGCAUCGUGUUUUCGGCUGUACGUUUCACGGAUGGAGAUCAAUUUGAAGGCUGACCCGAAACAAUUUUGGUCUCAUCCUGUCAGUGUCCACUAUCGUCACCAAUCUUCGUCGACAUUUUCGGAUUCAGCCAACCUAUUCUCGUCAUUCAUUCAAAGCGUGCUAAGUAAUAACUCACCGCCUUUGUCAGAAUCGUACCUGAGUAGUUUGCCGACGUAUUCUUUGAGUAUACCUGCUACUGCUUUUACUGAACGCGAGGUGUACAACAAUCUACGACAAGUCGAUGGAUAG
Messenger RNA from Malaya genurostris, 1320 nucleotides. RefSeq lists its product as uncharacterized. The transcript is spliced from 2 exons. NCBI's taxonomy places the organism in Eukaryota, Metazoa, Arthropoda, Insecta, Diptera, Culicidae. Bases 1 to 1320 code for a protein of 439 amino acids. The record is from RefSeq and is a predicted model, not a curated record.